CACCCGAGCACUCAAAGCCGGCCAGAAAUGGAUAUCGAAUCACUACAGAAGACCAAGACCAUUGGGAUCAUCGGCUUGGGAGACAUGGGCCUGUUGUAUGCCCGCAGGUUCUCUCAAGCAGGAUGGACCGUUGUGGGCUGCGAUAGAGAGGAAACGUACCAAGACACAGUGCUCAAGUACUCGGAGGAGCAGUUCAAGAUCUUGAAGAACGGACAUGCCGUGUCGAGGGUGAGCGACUACAUCAUCUACUCCGUGGAGGCUGCCAACAUCAAGAAGAUUGUGCAGCAGUACGGGCCUUCCACCAAACUCGGUGCGAUUGUAGGCGGACAAACGUCUUGUAAAGCCCCAGAAAUCGAGGCAUUUGAAUCAUAUCUACCUGAGGACGUUGAGAUAAUCUCUGUUCAUUCAUUACAUGGGCCAAAGGUCAACACCACUAACCAACCAUUGGUGAUAAUAAACCACAGGGGCUCCGAAGAGUCCUUGGAGUUUGUGAAAGCAGUGAUGUCAUGCCUUCAGUCAAAAGUAGUACAACUCACUGCUGAGGAACACGACAAGAUCACCGCCGACACACAGGCAGUGACACAUGCUGCGUUCCUCAGUAUGGGCGUGGCAUGGCACAAGACACAACUGUACCCUUGGAAAACCACCAAGUGGGUUGGAGGUAUCGAGAAUGCCAAAAUCAACAUCUCUUUGAGAAUCUUUUCAAACAAGUGGCAUGUCUACGCCGGGCUGGCCAUCACCAACCCAAGUGCACAUAAGCAGAUCAUGCAAUACGCACAGAGUGUCACUGAGCUGUUCACCUUGAUGCUCGAGGGGAAAUCUGAAGAGCUGAAGUCGAGAAUCUACAAGGCUAAGCAAUUCGUAUUUGGACACCUCGGUGAGGACCACGAGCUGUUACUGGACGACUCGCUACUACAGCAGUUUUCUCUGAGCAGACAGCCACCAGGCCAAACCACACCGAACUCUCACUUGUCGUUACUGGCCAUCGUUGAUAGCUGGUAUCAACUGGGCAUCGUGCCAUACGACCACAUGAUCUGCUCCACUCCACUGUUCAGAAUCUUCUUGGGUGUGAGCGAAUACCUCUUUUGCUCUCCAGGACUACUGGAAAAGGCACUGUCUGAUGCUAUCGGUGCAAAGGCCUUCAGACCAGACGAUUUGGAGUUCACCAUUGCUGCCAGAACGUGGAGCAACAUCGUGUCGUUUGGUGAUUUUGCGCUAUACAAGAAGGAAUUCGAAUCCACGCAGAAGUUCUUCGAGCCUAUGCUGCCAGAGGCCAAUCAGCUUGGUAACGAGAUGAUUAAGGUGUUGAACCAGAAGCUGAAGCGUUGAUUGUAUGAUAUGCUAUGAUA
Molecule: messenger RNA, 1349 nt
Organism: Williopsis jadinii
Lineage: Eukaryota; Fungi; Ascomycota; Saccharomycetes; Phaffomycetales; Wickerhamomycetaceae
Gene: TYR1
Product: prephenate dehydrogenase (NADP(+))
Exons: 1
Coding region: 28-1329 (433 amino acids)
Biological process (GO): L-tyrosine biosynthetic process
Molecular function (GO): prephenate dehydrogenase (NADP+) activity; prephenate dehydrogenase (NAD+) activity; NADP binding
Source: RefSeq, a predicted model, not a curated record